Messenger RNA from Aedes albopictus (Asian tiger mosquito), 1450 nucleotides. Its product is annotated as transmembrane ascorbate-dependent reductase CYB561. Lineage: Eukaryota; Metazoa; Arthropoda; Insecta; Diptera; Culicidae. The transcript is spliced from 4 exons. The record is from RefSeq and is a predicted model, not a curated record. Gene Ontology annotation, molecular function: oxidoreductase activity. The coding region runs from base 270 to 1013 and encodes 247 amino acids.
GGUAUUCGCGAUAGUCGUAGCAACAAGUCGUGCGCCGUAAAGAGCUAUUUGUGUGAAUCGCGAGUGAGAGGCAGCUCAGCAGCCAUUUUUGCCAAAACAAACCGCACUUGGGUGCUUGAUAUCUUAACCAUACGCAUAGCUAUCGGUAAGCAUCUUGUGGCCUGCUGUGAUUCGUUCUGGGACUUGUUGUACAGGGUACUAGUGUCAAGAACGUUUUAUCGGAUAUUCGCUACUGAGCUAAUAGCCAAAGCUUACGCCCUACAGUUACCAUGGAGAGCAGCGGCCCCUCCCCGACAGCGUUGAACAACUUCCGCGUGGUGUACUUGAUAACGCAAAUGGUGGGCGCUUCGAUCGUCAUUCUAACGGGCUCCUGGGUCGGAGUUCACCUCGGGGGCCUCUCGUGGACAUCGAAUCCAGCCGUCCAGUUCAACUGGCACCCGCUGCUGAUGUCCAUCGGAAUGAUUUUCCUAUACGGAAAUUCCAUUCUAGUCUAUCGUGGAUUCCGUUACGCUCGCAAGAAGCCGCUCAAAGUCACCCACGCUGCCAUUCACGGACUGGCGUUCGUCUUCACGGUCAUCGCUUUGGUGGCGGCAUUCGAUUCACACAACCUGGCCAAGGUUCCGAUACCGAACAUGUACACACUGCACUCGUGGGUCGGAAUGGCCGCGGUGGUCCUCUUCGGACUGCAGUAUCUGUUCGGGUUCGUGUCCUAUCUGUUCCCGGGAGUGCGCGAAUCGCUGCGGGCCACCUACAUGCCCGUUCACGUGUUCUUCGGAGUGCUGGGAUUUGUGCUGGCUAUUGCGGCUUCGUUGCUGGGGCUUUUGGAGAAGGCGAUUUUUUCGAUGCCCGACUAUCGGUACCUACCACCUCAGGGAGUCCUGGUGAAUAUGAUCGGAUUGCUGCUGGUCGUAUACGGUGGAUUGGUAGUAUUUCUGGUGACUGAUCCAAUGUACAAACGCAAAGCACUGCCGGAAGAUGCAAUGCUGCUGACUCACAGUCCGUCAUCGCAAUAAGCAGCAAAAGUGCUUUCUUCAAUCCUAUCCAAGAUGUCUACAAGAGAAUCUUGAUGACAUGGUCCUACCUAUCUUAAAGAAUAUCACUAUACAGUGUUAACUUAUAUGUUAUGUGUUAAAGUCUGACUAUGUGAGGUGCAAUCGUACUUAAAGUAUACUUAUCCAUGUUGCUACAAAUAAAAGUGAUUUUAAAAUAUAAGUUUGUUCAAACUAAGUGCACAAAUAAAUGGAGUGAAAAAUUAACAGCCAGAUUUUUUGCUUCAGAAUCCGCAGAACACAAUAUCAGCAAACGAAAAAAAAAGUUUGUUUGAAUAUAUUUAUGUGAUGCAUCGAAUACCAAAACAGCAGAUAUCGCUUUUAAAAUCUUAAGAACAACUGUUGUACAUAUGUAUUGAACAAUAAAGUAUUAUAUGUCGGGUCACAUGGCAUAACUAUUA